Messenger RNA from Plenodomus lingam JN3, 951 nucleotides. RefSeq lists its product as uncharacterized. The record is from RefSeq and is a predicted model, not a curated record. NCBI's taxonomy places the organism in Eukaryota, Fungi, Ascomycota, Dothideomycetes, Pleosporales, Leptosphaeriaceae.
AUGGUCAAAGUAGCAGUUGCUGGUGGCACAGGAAAUGUUGCGACCAACGUGCUUAAAGCCUCCAUCACCUCUGGGAAACAUGACAUCACCAUCCUCACACGAGCGCUUCCCAAGACGACCUCACCAGGCAUCGCAUACAAACAAAUCGAUUAUUACGAUCUGACAAGCUUAACGUCCGCACUUCAAGGUUUUGAUGUCUGUCUCUCAUUCCUGGUCGCUCAUCUAGAUCCCCAUUGCAUUGUGCAGAAGAACCUCAUCCAUGCUUGCAUCGAGGCAGGAGUACGGCGUUUUGCUCCUUCUGAAUGGGGUAUCAAGAACAACUCCGGUGUGCCUCCGUAUGAGAACAAAGACACAAUCGCCCGUUAUCUCGCCGAGUUGAAGGACACGGGCAUGUUGCAUGGACUGGAGUAUUGUCUUUUCCAGCCAAGCAUCUUCGUGGAUUACUUCGCACAUCCUCAUCCACUGUCCCCCGAGCUCUUCACAUGGCCUUUCUUCAUCGACUUUGAACAGCGGCGUGCUAUAGUGUUGGACGAUGGCGAGCAUCCUCUAGUUCUGACUGCUAUUUCUGAUGAUUCGGAAAUGUUAGCCCUUGCUUUAGAGGACUCGCGACCAUGGCCUGAAGUGGGUGGCAUUCGCGGCUGCAGCACCACCAUCAAUAAACUUAUUGCGCUGGGCAGAGAGAUUCGCGGCGGCAAAUGGAGCAUUGAGCAUGUGAGCAGCGAAGAUAUAGCACAGGGGCAAUUGAAGACUAGUUGGGUGCCAGAAGUCAGUCAUCCCACUGUUCCGCAGGAGAGCAGAGACGUGUUUUCCAAAGACUUUGUUAUCUGGUUUCUUCAGGCAAUCGCCAACGGGAGCUGGAAUGUAAGUGGGGAGUGGAAUCAAAGAUUUCCCCAGUAUAGAUUUUGGGAUGCGGAGGAGUAUCUGAGAAAGGCUUGGGAGGGGAGUACAUGA